Messenger RNA from Dibothriocephalus latus, 864 nucleotides. The record is from the annotation of a GenBank genome assembly. NCBI's taxonomy places the organism in Eukaryota, Metazoa, Platyhelminthes, Cestoda, Diphyllobothriidea, Diphyllobothriidae.
UGUUCAUCCUCCUCAAACAAGGGAUCAGCUCUGGACUUUGUCGCGUGUCCUCAGCCCCUCAUACCGACAGCAUUACUGCAACGGGAAAUGUCCUCUACCAGCGGAUACAAGGGCCGAAAGUCGCACAGUUUCGCACGAGACAUCCAGACCAGGACGUCCGCCGACUCAGUUGCACCUAGCCAGAAGGCGCGUCAGGGUGAACGUCUGGCGGACAGGAUGAAGGCGAUGUGCCUAGGUGGUCAGAAAGCCUCACCAGAGGCGCUUACCACGAGCCACAACAAUGGGGACAACCGGGUCAUACGGACGGCUUCCAACGAGCACUUUGACCCCGGGACCCCUCGCACCACAGUUUGGCGCUCAAAACUGUUUGCGCAGGCCACACCGGGGAUGGUGGAUGACAUGAAACAGGAGAUGCCAUAUCUACAACGACAUCGUCAAAGUCACGCGUCGACCAUGUUUCUGCAGGAUAUAUCCGAUCGUUCUGACACUGCGGCCUCCAGUGGGCAGGAAGAAGCAGUGCACGGAGGCAGAGUGGGACAGGACAUGCCAUCAAGAGGAUUAAAGAUGAAAGACUCCCUAUCAAUAAACUUUGGUAUGACUUCCAUAAUCAAAGCCCGACGUACUCGCAACCAGGGCCACACCAGCGAGCAUAUGAGGUCAAGAGGCAGCAACAUCAGCAGUGCCAGCAGCGUUGACAGCGUUACGCCACCACCACCGGCCGCAAAUGCAGUUGAAUAUGGCAAAUGGUUUGAUUUCAAUGACAACGUCGUCACCGAAGUCGAUGUUACUGCUUUUAGUGGCGUCUUCCAGGGUCCAGAGUGCGCGUACAUGCUAUUUUAUAAGGUAAAUCCGAACCCAGUUUAA